AUGUGGAAAGGUCAAGGUGUUGACAAACAAACAUCACGACGCAGUCACCCCUGGACCAUAGCGGGUCCAGAAAAGUUGUCUCCAGCACCCAGUCGGUCUACUUCCAAUAUCCGCACUCCAACGCCGACGCCGGGGGCUACCUCCCCGGCUGGUGAAGAAGCAGGUGCCGAAACUAGACGGGAAGAACCCGUGGAAAGUCGUGAUUUGCCAAACGGUACUGCUCAAGGGGGCCCGGAAGAGCGAGGCUUACAGCCGCAGACUGCGACUCUAAGACGUCUUCGGACAAUUGGCCGUCGGUUCAAGCGGCGCUUCCAUGCCAAACCAAGGGAGUGGAGAUUACCUCGGAUAGGGCUACGAAUCACUUACGUUCAUAGGGCUGACAUCGGGAGCGAUGCAUUUGCUUCGGCCUCCGUAACAGAGGCGUCUUCAGGUCAGGAACGAUCAGAUAACGCCGAAGAGCUAGUCAACGGAACAGGAGAUGAUACAGAGGACAGACAUGCGCCCCUUCGUGCACGACGGCGCGAGUUAACGCUUGAGAGAGAAAGAGAAGUCGCAUCGAUUCCCAAGUGCGAGUGCGGUCAUGAGUGUCCCUGCAUGAGCGGUUCCCAUGUUGUCCAAGUCGACAGAGCCGAAACGCCUGAGAAUAUUUACGUCCCUGGUUACCUCUUUCCCCACCAUUAUUCAUCCACAGGAAGCAGCAACAGCCAACCUUCUCAAAACGGUGCACAAGGACUGGAUUUUCUCCACAUCGGCGGUCACUUCGACUCACCGCGGAGGUCGUCAAGUGCUGAUGAAUCAAGCUCCGCUGCGGAAAGUGGUCCGAGACGAAUAAGGCUCAGUCAAGGUUCAACACUAUGGAGCAAUGCAAGCUCUGUCUCCUUACGGGCCAGGCGACCACUUGUUGGUCGAGCUUCUAGCAUGCCUGUUGGCACUCGUGCCCAAUAUCUUGCUGGCGCUCGGACUAGCUCGAAUACGAACGGCUCAACCCCAGGCUCUGGCUGGCCUGAGACCGCCAGAGCUCCUGGAUCGCUCGACGAGGGAAGCAUACUUGGACGUACAAGCCACACGGAAUCCUCCCGGAAUGGCGAAAGCCAAUCGCACCAAAGCUCUAUAAGCCUCGCGAAUCUCCCUGAUCCUCAAGAAGAGGAGCAAAUGGUUGACGGUGUGAGCCCUGCGAGCGCCACACCAUUGCGGGACGGCGACGAAGUUACUCCAACACCACACAGCGGCAUCGGCUUAAACGGGGACUCGAAUGGAGUGGCGCCAGUGGGCUCGCAUGAGCUGUCAAGUGCUUUACAGGAUCUUGGGAAUCAAGAAAUAACAGCUGAUGAGGAUCACUCGCCAGAAUCUCUAGCUAACGACCGCUCUGGCUGA
This is a messenger RNA of Letharia columbiana, 1374 nucleotides long. RefSeq lists its product as uncharacterized. The coding region runs from base 1 to 1374 and encodes 457 amino acids. The record is from RefSeq and is a predicted model, not a curated record. The transcript is spliced from 2 exons. Lineage: Eukaryota; Fungi; Ascomycota; Lecanoromycetes; Lecanorales; Parmeliaceae.